Myripristis murdjan (pinecone soldierfish) is the source of this 1038-nucleotide messenger RNA. Its product is annotated as serine/threonine-protein kinase SBK1. The record is from RefSeq and is a predicted model, not a curated record. Gene Ontology annotation, biological process: protein phosphorylation. Gene Ontology annotation, molecular function: ATP binding; protein serine/threonine kinase activity. Lineage: Eukaryota; Metazoa; Chordata; Actinopteri; Holocentriformes; Holocentridae. Bases 1 to 1038 code for a protein of 345 amino acids. The transcript has 3 exons.
AUGAUUGAGCUGGGUCUUGCUGAUGGCAGCCUGAUCGAUGAGCUGAUGGAGCUGACGGCUCAGAGCCUCAGUCACCUGGAGAUCCAGGAGCACUUCAACAUCAUCAAGGAGAUCGGCCGGGGGAAAUACGGCAAGGUGCUGCUGGUCACACAUCGCUGCAGGGGGACUCCCAUGGCCUUGAAAGUGAUGCCCAAAGCGUCAACUAAGCUGCAGGGCUUCCUGAGGGAAUACUGCAUCUCCUUACACCUGUCCUGCCACCCCUGCAUUGUGGGCCUCUUUGGCAUUGCCUUCCAGUCUAAUGAGCACUAUGGCUUUGCCCAGGAGCUUGUCAUUGGCCGAGACCUGUUUGCUGUCAUUCAGCCUAAGGUGGGUAUCCCAGAGUCGUCGGUAAAACGUUGUGUCCUCCAGAUCGCCAGUGCUUUGGAGUUCAUCCACAGCCACGGCCUGGUCCACCGUGAUGUCAAGCCGGAGAACAUCCUGCUGCUGGACAGCCUCUGCUGCCGCGUCAAGCUGGCUGACUUCGGCCUGGCCCAGAAAAAGGGCACCCUGAUAAGUUUUAUCACGGGAACCCUGCCCUACAUGGCCCCAGAGCUUUGCGGCGUGGCCCUGCUGGAGGGCCAGAAAGAAGUGACCGCCCCUCCGCUCAGCGUGGAGCCCAGCCUGGACACCUGGGCCUUCGGGGUGGUCAUCUUCUGCAUCCUUACGGGCUACUUCCCCUGGGAACGCUGCAUGGACUCAGAUGACUUCUACCAGGAGUUUGCAGACUGGUGCGGAACGGAGGAGAAACCUACAGCUGAGGAGGACGUCCCUCCUUUGUGGAGGAGGUUCACACCUGAAGCCAUGGAGAUGUUUAGUAAACUCCUGGCUCUGGAUGCAGGGAAGAGGUGCACAGUGGGAGAGGUGGGAGCGUAUGUGGAGAAGGACUGGUUAAAGAAGACACAGGAGAAUGGACAGCCACAGACAGCAGAGAAAGGAAAAGACAGCAACAACAACACCUCCAGCGCAACUGCAGAGAGGAUGAAACAGCCUAAUAUCUAA